AUGACUUCUGAUGCCCUGAUAGACCUGCUUGCUGGUGGGAAAAUCAAUAUUCCAAACUACAGGUGUGGAAGACAGAAAAAGCUGUUGGCUGUUCUUGAAGCGGGUGAAUCCGACAUCUCCACACACAUUGCAAGCAUGUUGGGCAUCUACAAGAUCCCACAGCUUCAUCCUUUCUUGAAAGAAGUCCGCUUCUAUACUAAUACUUCAGCUGAUGGACAGUACUUGGAUGAGGAAGGGGCAGUGGCCGCUGACUUUGAUAUUGUGAAUCCAGUGCUGUUUCCCAACAGUUCUCUUGCUAGAGUGAAGAUUGGGAGAAUAGAGAGACAGGGGUCCUCAAAUAUGAAGUUCACCAUUAAUCCGGAAGCAAUUGUGUGGCCCAAUCUAUUUCAGAAGACGGCGCCUCGUUCAAGAUGCACAGAAAGCUGUCUCCCUGGAUAUGCCAAAAAGGUUCAGGAAGGGAAGCCACCGUGCUGCUAUGAUUGUGCUCCCUGCUCAGAAGGGACAAUCUCCACUCAGGAAGAUGCUGAUGAAUGCAGCAAUUGUCCAGAAGAUCAGCAUCCAAGUGAGGACCGAGAUCAAUGUGUCCCCAAAGCGAUCGUCUUCCUGUCCUACGAUGAAUAUUUGGGGAGCCUCCUAGCUUCCCUUUCUCUCUUCUUAUCCUUAACCACAGGCUUUGUGUUAGGAAUCUUCAUUAAAUACAAAGAAACUCCCAUAGUCAAAGGCAACAACAGGGACCUCUCCUACAUCCUCCUUGUCUCCCUCCUGCUGUCCUUCUUGUCCUCCUUCCUCUUCAUUGGAAGGCCAAGGAAAGUCACCUGCCUUCUCCGACAAACAGCCUUCAGCAUCAUCUUCUCAGUUGCCGUCUCCUCUGUGUUGGCAAAAACCAUCACUGUGGUGCUGGCCUUCCUGGCCACAAAGCCAGGGAACAGGGUAAGGAGAUGGCUAGGGAAGAGUCUGGCCAACUCCAUUGUCAUUUCCUGUUCCAGUGUCCAAGUUCUCAUCUGCACCAUCUGGCUUGGGGCCUCUCCUCCAUUCCCAGAUUCUGACAUGCAUUCCCAGCUUGGAGAGAUCACCCUGCAAUGCAAUGAAGGGUCUGUGCUCAUGUUUUAUGGUUCCCUCAGCUACAUGGGCUUCUUGGCUGCCAUCUGCUUCACGGUGGCUUUCCUGGCCAGGAAGCUGCCUGGAAAUUUCAAUGAAGCCAAGCUGAUCACCUUCAGCAUGCUGGUCUUCUGCAGCGUUUGGGUCUCCUUUGUGCCUACCUACCUGAGCACAAAGGGGAAAUACAUCGUGGCUGUGCAGGUCUUCUCUAUCUUGGCUUCCAGUGCUGGGCUUCUGGGCUGCAUCUUCAUUCCCAAGUGCUACAUUAUUGUACUGAGGCCAGAUCUGAACAUGAGAGAGCAUCUGACAAGAAAAAGCUAA
Podarcis muralis (Common wall lizard) is the source of this 1419-nucleotide messenger RNA. NCBI's taxonomy places the organism in Eukaryota, Metazoa, Chordata, Lepidosauria, Squamata, Lacertidae. The record is from RefSeq and is a predicted model, not a curated record.